CCAUGCUACCAGUCUCGAGAUUACGUGUAUAGCACAAACCAUUAUCCCGGAGCAAUGGAUAAGGUAGGAUAAACUUUCUCUGAGGCGGGUGAGAGUGAGACAUUCCGUGAACCGUUAGAGAAGCUCCAACAAGUAAAUGCAAAUACAUCAUCGACUUUUGUACUCUGCCAUUUCCCAUUCUCUCCUUUUCCUCUCUACCCACAUCCUGUAGAAAACACAGAGCCAAUUCACCAUGACGUCUUUCCUCACCAACCUCGGCUUGACCGCCAACAACUCCUUGGCUCCCCUCCCCAACUACGGCCCCCAAUUCCUCCUCGUGAACUUCCUUCUCUCAUACGUCGUCACCACCACCCGCUUCCAAAAGAACUCCUACGGCUGCGACAACAACAUCAACCCCCGCUAUGACCUCGAGUCCCCUCGCGCCGAACAGCUCGUCUCCAAGGGCAAGCUCACCCAAGAGCAAUUGGAGCAGCUCCGUCGCAUCCAAUCCGCUCACUCCAACUCCAUGGAACACUACACUGUGUUCACUGCUGCUGUCCUGUGCUCGCUGAUUGCGAAGCUGGAUAGUGGCAUGUUGAACAGAUACGCGACCAUCUAUACUUUGGUUAGAGCGGCGUAUUUCUAUGUCUACAGACAGAAUACUACAAGGCAGGCUGCUGGUUUAAGAAGUGUGCUUUGGUGGGCCGGUAACAUUGUUUGCAUUCGCCUUUUCUGGUUCGCUGGUAAGGCUUUGAAUGCGCAUGUUCUGUAGAGGGAGGAUUGAGCGCGUCGUAUAAGCUUAGGGGAGAAGGGUGUCAUGAGGGCUAUUCGUCUAGAUCUAUGCUCAUAUGGUAUCAUUGAGCACGAGGAUAGCUAGUCUGGGUUAGUAGAUGAAGUCGGAUCAACAAAAACCAAGAGUCUUCAUGACUCUCGCCCUUCU
Messenger RNA from Aureobasidium subglaciale EXF-2481, 919 nucleotides. RefSeq lists its product as uncharacterized. Lineage: Eukaryota; Fungi; Ascomycota; Dothideomycetes; Dothideales; Saccotheciaceae. The coding region runs from base 233 to 751 and encodes 172 amino acids. The record is from RefSeq and is a predicted model, not a curated record. Gene Ontology annotation, cellular component: membrane. The transcript is spliced from 2 exons.